Lolium rigidum is the source of this 1870-nucleotide messenger RNA. Its product is annotated as probable protein phosphatase 2C 40. The coding region runs from base 1 to 1329 and encodes 442 amino acids. The record is from RefSeq and is a predicted model, not a curated record. Gene Ontology annotation, biological process: protein dephosphorylation. NCBI's taxonomy places the organism in Eukaryota, Viridiplantae, Streptophyta, Magnoliopsida, Poales, Poaceae. The transcript is spliced from 9 exons. Gene Ontology annotation, molecular function: protein serine/threonine phosphatase activity.
AUGUCGUCGCCGGCGGCGACGACGCCGAGGCAGCGCCACGGGAGCAUGACGCUGGAGGACCUGCUGCGGCGGGAGCUGACGGCGGAGCUCGCCGACGCGACGGGGGCCGCGCGCCCGGUGCUGGCCGCGGGGCAGGCCGGGCGGGCCAGGAAGGGCGAGGACUACGCCAUGCUCAAGCAGGGCCUCGAGCGCCACCCGGGCGCAUCCUUCUCCGCCUUCGCCAUGUUCGACGGCCACAACGGGGGCGCCGCCGCGGUGUACGCCAAGGAGAACCUCCUCCGCAAUGUGCUCGGCUGCGUCCCCCAAGAUCUCACCAGGGACGAGUGGCUCGCCGCGCUGCCCAGGGCGCUCGUCGCGGGCUUCGUCAAGACCGACAAGGAUUUCCAGACCAGAGCGCACUCUUCAGGGACGACCGUGACGCUGGUCAUCAUCGACGGGUCCGUUGUGACCGCCGCGUCCGUCGGCGAUUCACGCUGCGUCCUUGAAGCCGACGGCUCGAUUUACUACCUGUCCGCGGACCACCGCUUCGAUGCUUGCGGAGAGGAAGUUGGACGCGUAACGGAGUGCGGAGGCGAAGUUGGAAGACUGAAUGUUAUUGGUGGAGCUGAGAUUGGGCCCCUUCGAUGUUGGCCAGGUGGUUUAUGCCUAUCAAGAUCAAUUGGUGAUCAGGAUGUAGGUGAAUUCAUCAUUGCUGUUCCUUUUGUGAAGCAGAUCAAGCUAUCUAGUGCUGGAGGUCGUCUUAUUAUUUCAAGUGACGGUGUUUGGGACGCCUUGACUGCGGAAAUGGCUUUUAAUUGCGCGCGAGGGCUUCCACCAGAGGCUGCAGCAGACCAGAUUGUCAAAGAAGCCGUAGAACCAAAAGGAUUAAGAGAUGAUACAACUUGUAUUGUUAUUGACAUGAUGCCGCCAGAAAAACCGAAAUCCACUAUACAUUCUCGAAAGAAGGCGCGGAAUGGCUUUAAUCUUAUCAAAAAUAUUUUCUUCAAGAAAAAAACAUCAGACUCAUUAUCUCAUGCUGAUACGGAACAAACUUCCGAGCCUGACUUGGUGGAGGAAGUCUUUGAGGAUGGAUGCCCGUCGCUCUUAAGAUGGCUAGACUCUGAGUAUCCAGUCCGAAAUAUGUUCAAGCUUUUUGUAUGCGCAAUUUGUCAAGUAGAGCUAGAGACUGGUCAGGGCAUAUCAAUACACGAGGGCUUGUCAAAGCCAGGAAAGCUGUCUCCCUGGGAUGGUCCGUUCCUUUGUCACAGUUGUCAGGAGAAGAAAGAAGCAAUGGAGGGAAAGCGUCCCUCACGAGAUUCCUCUUCCAGAAAUAGCGGGUCAAGCGAGUAGUAACCAAGGGUAUGAGUCAUCAUGAAGCAACCAUCUAACGAUAUGCCGAAAGACCUAUGCAUAGCUGACAUUUGGAAUUCUUGCAACGGUUGAUCUGUUAGAUGGAUUAUCAUCGAGUUAGGAUACAAAGUGAACUACUUUAUUAACUUGGCGGAGGUGCCAGUCUUGAAGAGCCUAUCACUACUGAAGUGAAAGAUACUUAUUACCCUGUCUGUUCACAUCAACAUCUUCAGUGGGCCUUCUAGCGGUGGCACAUAAACAGGCCAAAGGCCUGUUAAUUAAGAACGGCCAAACUCUUUUAUGGUCAACCAUCAUGUAAAUUAUCCAUCGCGUAGAGUGUGACACAUAGCCGCGUCAUUGUAUUUUUCAAGUAGGAUUAGUUGUGAGAUUCUUAAAUUCAUUUUUGGGCAGAUCUAAGUUAAGGCCACUUGGCUCGUUACCUGUAAGGAUCAUGCUUUAUUCAACACUGUAAUUAAAACUUAAGGAGAUUGUGACAGAAUGCAAACAUCUAUGAAUAUCCGUCAAGGCAGCCCCUUUAACA